This is a messenger RNA of Aspergillus aculeatinus CBS 121060, 300 nucleotides long. RefSeq lists its product as uncharacterized. The transcript has 2 exons. The record is from RefSeq and is a predicted model, not a curated record. Bases 1 to 300 code for a protein of 99 amino acids. NCBI's taxonomy places the organism in Eukaryota, Fungi, Ascomycota, Eurotiomycetes, Eurotiales, Aspergillaceae.
AUGCCUUCCAACCCAUUCAACAGCAUGUACCGGGCUAUCCGGUCGAAGUCUCCCAAGAAUUGCAAUGGCUCCGAAGACUCCAAAUAUAUCAAGAAUAAUGCGGACUCGAAACAAUCCAAAGACAGCACGUCUUCGAAAGAACAUGCGCAAGACGAUUCUGCUUCGGUGCUCAGCGAUGCCACUACCCUAGCUCCUCGAAAAGACGAACAGCCUCCGAAGAAAGGCGGCAGUCGAGAUCAGGAAGAGAUUGAUUUCGAUUCCGUGCGAUACAUGAUGCGAGGAAUGGCGACCCGUCAUUGA